This is a messenger RNA of Hemibagrus wyckioides, 2632 nucleotides long. RefSeq names its product transforming growth factor, beta 5 (gene tgfb5). Gene Ontology annotation, cellular component: extracellular region. Lineage: Eukaryota; Metazoa; Chordata; Actinopteri; Siluriformes; Bagridae. Gene Ontology annotation, molecular function: growth factor activity; type II transforming growth factor beta receptor binding; cytokine activity. Gene Ontology annotation, biological process: SMAD protein signal transduction; transforming growth factor beta receptor signaling pathway; BMP signaling pathway. The record is from RefSeq and is a predicted model, not a curated record. The transcript is spliced from 7 exons. The coding region runs from base 884 to 2131 and encodes 415 amino acids.
ACACACACACAGUCUUUUCUAAUUGCCCUGAAAUGUAUAUAUUUCAUCUAGUGCUCAGUGGGAGGAUUGCAUUUCCUGUAGGAUCUCCAGCGUCCUUCCUCUCAAAUGUAAAGCCAUGCCCCUAUUGUAAAGGCUAUAUAACGAUUUGUAGGUGGUCAGAUAUUAAAUUGAGCCUUAAAACAUAAAACCUUCAGGCUUGGAUGUUGCAUUAAGAAAAAAAAAAAAAGAAAAGAAAAAGGGAAAGAAAAAGAAAAGUCUAGUGGUUCAUGGGAGUAACAUUAAAAAGAAAGUUGACCCACUAAAAUAGCCUCCUCCAAAAAGCUCGAGUCGCACCGCAAAAAUCCUAAGCAUUGCUUCAAACACCACACUCGACCUCAGACACACUCAGAGGAUAGCCUGCACUUUCUGUCUUACCUCACCGGCAGCUAAAGAUUCAAAGGAACUAUUCAGUAAUGUGCUAAAAUAUAUAGCACUUAUAUUCAGCACUUUGUUUGAAUAGAAUGUUAUUAUAAUGACGUGCCGCAUAGCUCGUGCGCAUUUGUUCUUAAGAAAUUUAUAUACCUGUAGAGUGUCCGGCUAAAGGAAAGUAUGCAAACAGUAAUUUGGUGAUAUAAUAUAUUUAUCGGCUUUUGAUCCAACUCUAAACUGAUACCCAACCUAGGCUACUAUGUGUAAGUUAGCAGCACGCGGAGCAACGUGAUGCAUCACAGUGCGCGCUAAAGCAGAUAAAACCUGCACGUGAGCGCGGCGUGGGUCAGUCACCAGGUGCAGGCGGCACACAGCGCAGCUACAGGACUGUACACUCAGAGCAGCUGAGUCAAACCGGAGUCUAACACCGAGCCGUGCACGGAUUUUUUUUGUUGCUACAUUUUUUUUAACAGCCAUGUGGUUCAUCAAUAUCGCGCUGAUUAUCCUGAAGUUAUCAGUUUCGGCUGAGGGAUUUUCGACGUGCCAUUCUUAUGAUUUGGACGAUCACAAGUCGAAGAGGAUAGAGGCAGUGCGCGGGCAAAUCCUGAGCAAACUACGCAUCCGAUCACCACCCGACCCCACAGCAACCCCACAGCCGGAGUCGGUGCCCUUCGAGGUCAUGCUGCUUUAUAACAGCACCAAGGAUCUGCUGAAGGAGCGCGCGCGCCACGCCGAGUCCGCUUGCGAGCGCGAGAGCAGCGAGGAAGAUUACUAUGCCAAGGAGGUGCAGCGAGUGGACAUGCUUCCUCAGCGCGCUGACUCCAAUGCGAUAAACACGGUGCCUCAGAGUCCAUACUUCAGAGUGGUGAAGUUUGACGUCACCAAUGUAGACAGGAAUUCUAGCACUCUUGUCAAGGCAGAGUUUCGCAUAUACAGGGUGCAGAACACACAAGCGCGAGCCACGGAGCAGCGAGUGGAAAUAUACCAGAUUAUGAAAUCUGAGGACAUUACAGGUUCCCCUCAUAGGUAUAUAGAUUCCAGAACUUUACAGCCACGGGCCAAGGCGGCAUGGAUCUCUGUUGACGUCACUGAGACCGUGAAAGAGUGGAUGGCUUAUAAAGAGAAGAACUUUGGACUGAUGCUCAGUGUUCAUUGUCCAUGCUGCACAUUUGUUCCAUCCACAAACAAUAUUGUGCCCAACAAAAGUGAGGAGUUGGAAGCUCGCUUUACAGGUGUUGAUGAUGACCUGAUUCGCCCUAACAGGAGGCCAGGUGUGACUAAAGGCGCGAUAGAGUUCAGUACUAAAACACCACAUCUCAUAUUGACCCUGCUGCCCACAGACCGCUUGGAAAACCCUAACAAAAAGAACCGCAAGAAGAGGGCAGCCGCUGACGCUGCGACAUGCUCCAGGAAUGCAGAUCAGAGCUGUUGUUUAAGGUCACUGUACAUCGACUUCCGUCGGGACCUAAACUGGAAAUGGAUCCAUGAACCAAAAGGAUACAAAGCAAAUUUCUGUGCUGGCAACUGCCCCUACUUGUGGAGUGCAGACAAUCACUAUAAUAUGAUUUUGCCACUUUAUAAUAAAAUGAAUCCCGAGGCCUCGGCGUCUCCCUGCUGUGUGCCUCAGGACCUGGAGCCUCUCACUAUCGUUUAUUUCCUCGGUCGGACUCCACGGGUGGAGCAGCUUUCAAACAUGGUGGUCAAAUCCUGCAAAUGCCGCUGACUGCUGGAGGUACGCGAGUAGACAUGCUGAAGAGAUAGAGCGCACAGGAGAGGAUGCAGGAGACACAGUAAAGUAUGGACAAUAUCUGUGGCCAGCCAGAAGAGCAAGCGAAUACAUCUCAGAUGGUGGUGCGCAUGUUUUCUUAUUUUCUUCUCAGGUUUCACUCAUUUGGAGUUGAUUCAGAGAGUUGCACAGCAUUAAUCGAUAAUUGCAAAUAAUCUUCGCCAAAUGAAACUGUUUCAGGUACAUAAUGCCGUUCAGUCUUAUUGUCCUUCAUGUCUCAAACCGUUUUUCUGUCAUAGUGUUUUAGUCUGAUCCUUCAAUAAAAAAGAAAGUAUUUAAGAGAUGGUAGUCAAAGAACCACCAGGCGCUAGAGAGUUGAGCUAGUUGUGCAAGAGCAGUUUACUGUAGAACUGUAGAGCAGUUUGUUUGUUUGUUUUUGUUUGUAUUUUUGAUUGCAUAAAGUGUACAUAUUUUUCCAGACAGGUAAGGGUUUUAUAU